UGUGACGACGUAAUCUUUACGGCAAGUUUAGUGCGCCCAAAAGUAACCAAAACAGGCCCAAGUGUUUGGGUAAGUAACUUUACGUGAAUAAAUUGUUUGUCUCGUCCAUACAAAUUCACAAGAUAGGAUGGAAUGAAUUAAUGUUCAACAUAUUUUCGAAUUUCUAGGGAUCUAAUGGAGUGGUUGCUGCUCGUCCUCUGUCAUAUGUAUGAUACGCAACCACAUAAUUAGAGCGCACUUACAAUCCAAAGGAGGUUGUGACGGCCGCGUUAUGUCACGUUAACAAUAUGCUACCAUUUUAGUCCUUGUCAUAAAAGGGUCGUUUGUCAGUGUCUCGGGUACGGCAGAGAUUUGACUCCCCGUGUUUUCGCAUGGCAACACAAGCCUGGCAGCUGGAGUCAUCCCUGCGCCGCUCCGCCAGACUAGGCCUGGAAGUACUGGAGCGAGCGUCGAGACGGAGCGUAGACUGGACGAGUCCGUCUCCCAAUACAACACCAACUGAUGGCAACGCCGGGAGUGAGGUUCUGGGAAACUCAGCCCACACAAGCCUGGAUGAUGCUUUUGAGACCAUAGCGGAAUUCAUGGCACAGACAACAUAUCAAUGCAAGAACUUUUACACGUCGGAGAAUGAGCCUAUGGAAAAGGAGAGAACCCAUGUGUGCAGAUACCAUUCUCAAUCUCACCAAUGCCCAGGGACCUCAUUGCAGAUCAGGAAACAUGCACGGUCAUCACCUGAGGAUUUCCACAUUGAGGUGUCACCAGGUACCUAUGCGAUUACCGCGGGAACGCAGGACUCACAGCAACAGACCCGGCUAGUACGCAUUAAUGCAGGAGAGAGUAUGAACCUCACCUUUCACCUCUAACCCCUAACCAAUCCCCUUUGACCGUUCUGCUACAAAUAACAAAACCGUCCAAUCGGAACGUUUACAUAUGUAUUUUCAAGUGAGUCUUGUCUUCUGGAUGAAUUUGUCGCUUUAGAGCGACAGUAAUACAUUUAUUAAUUUGCUGCUAAAUGAGAAGUCAUAUUUUGAUGAUCUGAUCAGGAUUACAUUUUUUAUAUUAAAUUAUUUAUUGUCAAAUGUCUGCCUAAAAUGCAUCACGUAAUUAUGUAUUUUUUUUACCAUAUCAGUAUAAUAAAGUAUAUUUUAUAUCAAAGGUAA
This is a messenger RNA of Oncorhynchus nerka (sockeye salmon), 1160 nucleotides long. It is a transcript of the gene akip1, whose product is annotated as A kinase (PRKA) interacting protein 1. NCBI's taxonomy places the organism in Eukaryota, Metazoa, Chordata, Actinopteri, Salmoniformes, Salmonidae. The transcript is spliced from 4 exons. Gene Ontology annotation, biological process: regulation of non-canonical NF-kappaB signal transduction. The record is from RefSeq and is a predicted model, not a curated record. The coding region runs from base 372 to 863 and encodes 163 amino acids. Gene Ontology annotation, cellular component: nucleoplasm.